UGACGGCAUCUACGAAAACACACAGCCUCUUCUCCGAAACCCUAGAACGCCUCUGAGCUAAAGAAGCAUGGUUAGAUCUUUCGUCUCUGCUUUCUACGAAACCCCCAGUCGCUCCCUCUUUUUCUAAUUGCUUUGCUCCUGAUUUCCCUCACCCUCCCUCGUUCCCUCUCUCUACAAAUCUGUUCUUUUCAAUUCUUGGUUGACUCGCACGGCUUCCUUCAUAUACAGUGUGCAAUUUUCUUGCAAUCUCCAGGUCUUCAUUAGUAGUAUUUUCUGAAGAAUAUACUUCUGUCAUAGCCAGUGCAAUGGCUACUUCCUUGGAUAUGUCACUUGAUGAUAGGAUAAAAACCAGAAGUAACAGGGAGAGGGGUAGAGGGCGUGGCAGAGCCCCCCGUGGCCGUGGAGCAGGUCAGAAUCUUGGGGUUGGAAGAAUGCCUGGUGCAGCUCGUAGAGCUCCUCUUGGAAUUAAUUCUCGGCCAUCUGCUUAUGCCAUUGCCAAGUCUAUGCGCAGAACCAGGCGUUUUCCAUGGCAGCAUGAUUUAUUUGAAGAUAGCCUAAAAGCUGCAGGGAUCCAAGGAGUAGAAGUAGGCACAAAGUUGUAUGUUUCCAACUUGGAUCAUGGAGUAACCAAUGAGGAUAUAAGGGAACUUUUUGCGGAGAUUGGAGACCUGAAGCGCUAUGCAGUUCACUACGACAGAAAUGGACGUCCUAGUGGUUCUGCUGAAGUUGUCUAUACUAGAAGGAGUGAUGCAUUUGCAGCUCUUAAACGAUACAAUAAUGUUCUUUUGGAUGGAAAGCCCAUGAAGAUUGAAGUUGUUGGUGCCAAUGCAGAAUUGCCUAUAUCAGCUCGGGUGAAUGUGUCUGGGAUAAAUGGGCAGAGGAAGAGGACAGUUGUCAUGACGCCUGGAGGUCGAGGUCGACCUGGAGGUAGAACUGGAGGUCCUGCUAUGUUUAAUCGUGGUCCAGGAUGGGGACGUCGUGGUGGUGGAAGGACUGGUGGCAUGGGCAUGCGUGGCCGAGGUGGUGGACGUGGUAGGGGUCGGGGCUGGGGUCGCGGGAAGAAGGAUGCAGUUGAGAAAUCUGCAGCGGAACUUGACAAAGAACUGGAGACUUAUCAUGCUGAGGCCAUGCAUAUCUCAUGAAUUCUGAAGCCAGCAGUACUAUAAAUAUUAGCCAUGGCUUGCUAUUAGCACUGUACAAAAGUGUUUUUUUCUGGCUACCCAUUACACCAGUGUGUUAGUUUGCGUUCUGUUUUGGUCCUAUUGAAAUCCUUUUGAGGCGAAAUGAAUCUGUCAGAUAUUAGAUAGAGUUGGGGUGCUGUUUUUGUUUGACUUUGUAUCUCAAUUGCUGGCGUAAAUUUUAACUCUAAUCUAUAAACCAAUUGGGUCGCUAUUGAAGCUCUUCAAA
Molecule: messenger RNA, 1407 nt
Organism: Prosopis cineraria
Lineage: Eukaryota; Viridiplantae; Streptophyta; Magnoliopsida; Fabales; Fabaceae
Product: THO complex subunit 4D
Exons: 7
Coding region: 306-1142 (278 amino acids)
Biological process (GO): mRNA export from nucleus
Cellular component (GO): nucleus
Molecular function (GO): mRNA binding
Source: RefSeq, a predicted model, not a curated record